This is a messenger RNA of Penaeus vannamei (Pacific white shrimp), 1465 nucleotides long. The record is from RefSeq and is a predicted model, not a curated record. Lineage: Eukaryota; Metazoa; Arthropoda; Malacostraca; Decapoda; Penaeidae.
CUUGAACCUUGGAAUGUGGACACAAUUAGCAAAGAAGGUUUCACAAAAACUCUCAUCAACAAAGACAUGGGCCGAAAAGAUGAAAGUCUGAGUGAGGAGGAGAAAGAGAAAAGAAUGAAGGAGUUUGUUAAGAAAAAUGAAGUCGAGAUAAAGAAGUAUGGCAUGUUUAGAAACUACGAUGACUCUCGAAGAUAUCUAAUGGAACAUCCACAUCUAGCUUGUGAAGACACUGCAAAUUACUUGGUGGUUUGGUGCAUUAACUUGCAGAUGGAAGAGAAAACUGAACUCAUGGCACACAUAGCACAUCAGACUAUUUGUAUGCAGUUUAUCUUGGAGUUAGCAAAACAACUUGAGAGGGAUCCACGAUCAUGUAUCUCUGCCUUCUUCCAUAGAAUCCAGCAGGCAGAACCUGAAUAUAAGAAGGCCUUCCAAGACGAGCUCGAUGGCUUUAAGGAUCGUGUAACAAAGCGUGCCAAGCAAAAGAUGGAGGAAUUGAUUAAAGAAGCAGAAGAAGAAGAGAGACAAGAGAGACUUGGACCAGGAGGACUUGAUCCCAUUGAAGUGAUGGAGUCUCUCCCAGAGGAAUUACAGAAAUGCUUUGAGAGUCAGGAUAUUGAGCUUCUUCAGAAGACUAUAGAGAAAAUGAAGCCAGAGGAUGCUGCUUAUCACAUGAAACGGUGUGUUGAUUCAGGUCUCUGGGUUCCUGAUGCCAAGGCGGCAAAGUAAAAUGGCGAAGCCCUCAGCAUAUGUUGGUGAAGAAGAAUGUUAUUUCAUUCUUUAAUUCCAGUAUAUUGAUAAUUUUGUACUCAAGUUCAGCAGAACAGAGUUGGAUUGAUGUUCUUAAUUGUAAUUGUUAUUUCAUAGCUCUUCGUUUUCCUAGUCACCGUGUAUUGUUUUGAUGUGUCAGAUCUUGACCUGUUAGAGAGAAAACCAAGUGGGAGAUAUACUAGAUGUAAUUCAGUAAUAUUAAAAGCUACCUACAAAAAUGACUAUUAUCACAGGGUCAAAAUCAAGCAUUUUAUGGAAAAUAUAGCACAAGGAAAUAUUGAUCUAAAUGUUUCAUCACUAGCAUAUGUUGGUCUGUAUUGGUCAGCAGCAUUAAAACAUUUUGCCACUAUUCUCUAGCUUAGACAAUUUAGAUAAAAAAGAACAACUGAAACUGGACUUCAGAGAUAUGGAUUUCGAUUCUUAAACUUCAUCUGUAUGACACUAACAUUGCGAUCCUUUUUAUUGUAGAAAUAAAGCUUUACUUGCUAUUAGUUAAUAGUGGUAUUAAAGUUGAAGAAAUGUUUGUUUAUUUUGUAUAGUUUUAAAAUUCUUGGUGGAUCAUUUUAUUUUCCAAAUAUUGCAUUGUAAAUGAUGUAUAGAAUGUCCUAAAUUAUAAUUUUAGGAUAUCAUAAUGUAAUUGGUUUGAAUGAAUAAUCAUUAAUGUUAUGUAAAUGAAAAAUAAAAGUAAUCAAUUUUA